This is a messenger RNA of Copidosoma floridanum, 831 nucleotides long. Its product is annotated as putative nuclease HARBI1. The record is from RefSeq and is a predicted model, not a curated record. Lineage: Eukaryota; Metazoa; Arthropoda; Insecta; Hymenoptera; Encyrtidae.
AUGCUCGGAAUAGCUGCAGUAUUAUUAGGGCUUAAUCAUGAAAGACAAGAAAGAAUAGAAGCAAGAGAGCAGUUAAAAUUGCGGCGUAAUUUUUUGAGAGAUAGCUCUGAUCCAUUUAAUAUUGGAGAUGACGUGUUCAAAAAAAUGUACAGAAUGUAUCCUAGAGUCACCUUAUUAUUUAUACAAAUGAUCGAAAAUUUUCUGCCAGUACACGAAUUAGCGGUAGAUCCUCGAUUGCAAGUUUUGGCUGUUUUAAGAUUUUUAGCUGAAGGUUCAUACCAGAAAGGAGCUGGUAAUGAUUUACAGCAUCCAAUGAGCCAACCCACCUUCAGUAAAUAUUUAUACGUUGUGAUAACAGCCAUCAAUAGACUUAGAAAUCGAUAUAUUCGUUUUCCUGUGACGCACGAGGAUCGUGAAAAUAUACAAGCAAAUUUCGAUCAUCGUUUAGGUUUUCCUGGAGUCAUUCGAGCCAUUAAUUGUACGCUGAUAAAAAUUUUUACACCGAGCGACCACGAAGAAGCAUACGUGGAUAGAAAAAACAAUCAUUCUUUGAAUGCACAAAUGAUAUGUGACAUGAAUUACAGAAUAUUAUCUGUAAGAAUAUGCAGUGGAUCCACAAAGGAUCGAUAUGUUUGGCGACACAGUGUAAAUCCGAACUAUAUGUAUCAUAUAAGGGAAAACGUGCAAGAGGAACCCUACUAUUUAAUAGGGUGCACCCACGGUCAAUGUAUGUACAAGGAAACACGGACCAACAGAAACGUGGCCAUCAAGUGGCACACCUAUCAAGCAACACUCGUCAAGAGCAACGCCACCCAUGCAUCCUGUCUCUAA